CAUCUAAAACUUGAACUGUAGCAUAGGUUUCCAUCAAACCUCUCCCUGCUUUCAGGAUAUCUACCUCUGUGCUCUGUUCCUGCCUCAGCAAGUGAAGUAGUCAGUGGUGCUUUGGAGAACUCCAUGUCCCAGAGAUCCCAGCAUUAGUGACCCGGGAACCAGGACUUGAAUAACAUGGCAGCGCCGUCCAGCAACACAUGCGGGGUUAUGGAGCAGUCUAUCCGGGAGCGGGUUCCCCCGCUGCUCACGGACCUGUACCAGUUCACCAUGGCGUACGCGUACUGGCGGGCCGGGCGGCACCAGGAGCCCGCCGUAUUCGAGCUCUUCUUCAGGGACAAUCCGUUCGGCGGCGGCUUCUCGCUGUUCGCCGGGCUGCACGACUGUCUGCUGUUCAUGCGCAGCUUUCGCUUCACAGACGAAGAUGUGGAGUUCCUGCGCUCUGUCCUGCCCCCAACCACCGACCCCGCCUUCUUCCAGUUCCUUCGAGGCCUGGACUGCUCCGGUGUCACGCUCCGCUCUGUCUCAGAGGGCACUGUGGUGUUUGCCAGGGUGCCUCUGAUGGAGGUGGCAGGUCCGCUGGCUGUGGUUCAACUGCUGGAGACCAGUUUACUGUGUCUGGUCAACUAUGCCAGUCUGGUGUGCAGUAACGCUGCCCGUUUCCGCCUGGCGGCCGGCCCCAGGAGAAAGCUGCUGGAGAUGGGCCUCAGGAGGGCUCAGGGACCAGAUGGAGGGCUCACCGCCUCACGAUACACACACAUUGGAGGUUUUGACCUCACCAGUAAUGUUCAGGCUGGUUUCCUGUUUGGGGUCCCCGUCGCAGGGACCAUGGCGCACUCAUAUGUCACUUCCUUUACCUCCCUGGAGGAGGUCAGGCCACAAACUCUUGCUGCAGUAAACAGGGACCCCAAUCCAGUUGACUUAAUUUCGUUGACGAAGGGCUGGUUGAGUCGUGUGUGUGAGCUUCUGGGAGCUGAGCCUGGGAAGAUCCGCGAGGGCGAGCUGGCUUCUUUUUUGUCCUACGCCAUCGCCUACCCCCAGAACUUCCUCCCUGUGAUCGACAGCUACAGUGUUGGCUGUAGUGGUCUGUUGAACUUCUGCGCUGUGGCCUUGGCACUGUGUGAACUGGGCUACAGGCCUGUAGGAAUUCGUCUGGACAGCGGGGACCUCUGCAGGCAGUCAGUUGAAGUCCGCCGCGUCUUCAGACUCUGCAGCGAGCAUUUCUCCGUCUCUGCCUUCGACUCACUGAUCAUUGUUGGGACCAACAACAUCACAGAGCAAAGCAUGGCUGAGCUCAACAAGAAGGAGAAUGAGAUUGAUGCAGUGGGUGUUGGAACACAUCUGGUCACCUGCACACAACAACCCUCGCUGGGCUGUGUGUAUAAGCUGGUGGAGGUGAGGGGCAGCCCUAGGAUGAAGAUCAGUGAAGACCCACAGAAGAGUACUGUUCCAGGGAGGAAAGCUGUCUACAGGCUACUUGAUGCUGAGGGCCAUCCUUUUCUUGACCUGGUGUGUCUCUCUGUGGAGCCUCCUCCAGAGGCAGGAGCGUCUCUGAGCUGUCACCCUCUGGGGUGUGAUAACUCUUGUGUGUCAGUCGUUCCAGCUCAGGUCACCUGUCUACGUCUGGAAGUGUUUACCAAAGGACAGGUCACACACCCUCUGUGCAGCGCUGCAGAAACUAGAGCAAAGGUCCAGAGCUCCCUCCAGACUCUGCACCCUCGACACAAGAGGCUGCAGGAGCCAGACUCUUACACAGUGGCGCUAUCAGAGAAACUCCAUAACCUGGUCACAGAGAUUGGAAAAGGAAGCUCCAAUAACAGCAACUUUCUUUUAGCCAACUAAAUAUGAUCCUGGAAAACUGUUCUAUUUUUAUGUGUUUGUAUUGACACUCUUUUCCAAAGUGCCUCACAGUGAAAGAAGUGCGUAUGUUUGUAGAGCCUUUUACUAAUGAAGCCUUACAGUGUUAAUGCCAUACUCUCCAAAUACAGGAAUACACUAAGGGGUUGUGUCUGGUGCCAUUCAAAGCUGAUGUCCAUAAAACAGGGUUAAAAUGAACAGAACUUGACUUUGUACUUUGAAAAGCCCAGCGGGGACAGAGGGAAGCAAAUGAAAAGGAAGCAUCUGUCUUACUUGAUGGACUUUUUUUGCUGGAAAUUGGUGGAUAAUGUAACAGUCAAACACAGUCAGUCACACUUUCCAUGUUGAAAGAUCCAUGUGGACUUGGAAAUAAGCUAUUAAACGGCUCUUUGACC
Epinephelus moara (kelp grouper) is the source of this 2249-nucleotide messenger RNA. It is a transcript of the gene naprt, whose product is annotated as nicotinate phosphoribosyltransferase. Gene Ontology annotation, biological process: NAD+ biosynthetic process. Gene Ontology annotation, molecular function: nicotinate phosphoribosyltransferase activity. Lineage: Eukaryota; Metazoa; Chordata; Actinopteri; Perciformes; Serranidae. The record is from RefSeq and is a predicted model, not a curated record. Bases 175 to 1839 code for a protein of 554 amino acids. The transcript is spliced from 13 exons.